AAAAAAUUAUAGAAAUAUGUAUACAGCACUAAAGAAUUUAUCUUGAAGGAAAAGGAGUUCAGAAAAGUUAAUUUAGUAUUUAGACGCAGUUAUAUUCUAUGGAUACCAUGGCAUGUAAUAAAGGGCAACAUGUGAGGAAGGCCAAGAAGAAGCAGGUGAAAGACGAGUUGGAUCGUCUCAAGCAGGCUGAGAAGAAAAAAAGGCGCUUGGAGAAAGCUCUCGCGACGUCUGCCGCCAUCAUUUCCGAAUUGGAGAAGAAGAAACAGAAGAAGAAAGAGGAACAACAAAGACUAGAUGAGGAGGGCGCUGCAAUUGCCGAGGCCGUUGCUCUGCAUGUUCUGCUCGGUGAAGACUCGGAGGAUUCGUGCAAGGUUGUUAUCAACGAUGAAACAUGCAAGACCUGGAACUGCGAUCGUAAUCUUGACAUCUUCGUGGGUGGAGAGAGAGCUUGCUUCCCUCAUCUAUACGGCGGCACAUGGUCUGUGGAAACAAGGGGUUGGGUCACUGAUGCAUACAGAUAUGGUUGCAAGUGGGGAGCUGCUGAAAAUGGAGGGUGGACAUUCUCAUCAGAGCCUCUCGGGAGGAAUGCACAUGAAAAACCACUAUAUGAAGAUGCAACAGGAUGGGGGCGCGCCGGUUUCUCCGCUGAUCUUAUCGCCGCACAAGCAGUUUCGUCACUGCAGAUUGCUGAGGCUGAUGAGGAAAGGAUUAUCUUCUGAGGAAAGAAGGGAAUGCUAAGACUGAGAUGGUGAUAAUAUUAACCGUGUUGUUGUGUUUUUGUGCUUUUUUUUAUUUUGCUGGAGAUGUGUGUAUAUAUUAUGACUAUACUAUGAGAGUCUUGUCAGAACAUUUCUUGCUUCAGUUGUGUUUGAACGCUUAACAUGUUGCUUUGCUUUGUCA
Messenger RNA from Arachis duranensis, 900 nucleotides. RefSeq lists its product as uncharacterized. The record is from RefSeq and is a predicted model, not a curated record. The transcript has a single exon. Bases 99 to 719 code for a protein of 206 amino acids. Lineage: Eukaryota; Viridiplantae; Streptophyta; Magnoliopsida; Fabales; Fabaceae.